AUGUCAUCGGUUCUUGUGCCUGAAAUUCCGGCUCCCGGAUUUUCUUUCGAUCUUUGUCACAGAAAUGAAACGCUGAUAAAGAAAGGUCUUGCACUACCAAAGGCGACGAAAACUGGUACAACUAUUGUGGGCAUUAUUUACAAGGAUGGUGUCAUUCUCGGAGCAGAUACCCGAGCAACCGAGGAUUCCAUUAUAGCAGACAAAUAUUCAAAGAAGAUUCAUUACCUUGCAUCGAAUAUGUAUUGCUGUGGUGCUGGAACUGCUGCCGAUACCGAAAUGACUAAUCAGAUGAUAGCCAGCCAAUUAGAGUUACAUCGACUUAAUACAGGACGUAUUGUCCCUGUCUGCACAGCAAACGCGAUGCUUAAGCAGCUACUCUUCCGUUAUCAGGGUCAUAUUGGUGCUGCCUUAAUUCUUGGAGGAUAUGAUUUGGAUGGACCACAUGUUUAUUGUAUCUUUCCUCAUGGAUCUAGCGAUCAUUUAAUGUAUGCAACUAUGGGUUCAGGUUCUUUAGGAGCAAUGGCUGUCAUUGAGAGUCAGUGGAAACCUGAUAUGACAGAAGAAGAGGGGAAGGCAUUAGUCGUGAAUGCUAUACAGGCUGGUAUCUUUCAUGACUUAGCAUCCGGAGCCAAUGUCGAUCUUUGUGUUAUCCGGAAAGGUUCCGCUGAUUACUACCGGCCAUACCAGGAAUCCUGUGUUAGGGGAGAGAGGCAAAUUUCGUAUCGUUACAAACGUGGUACAACCGCUGUUCUGACCAAGACUGUCCGGCCCAUUAUUAUCGAAGAAGAAGUUGUACGCAAAGUAGAACCAGAAUCAAUGGAUACAUCUUCUUGAAUAACAUAGUUACAGACAUAAUUUUGUUACAAUUAAAACACUAUGCUAUGUAUCGCCAAUUAAUUGGAAAAUAAGAAAGUGAAAUGGUACAGGAA
Messenger RNA from Orussus abietinus, 929 nucleotides. RefSeq names its product proteasome subunit beta type-7 (gene Prosbeta2). The record is from RefSeq and is a predicted model, not a curated record. NCBI's taxonomy places the organism in Eukaryota, Metazoa, Arthropoda, Insecta, Hymenoptera, Orussidae. The transcript is spliced from 4 exons. Gene Ontology annotation, molecular function: threonine-type endopeptidase activity. Bases 1 to 834 code for a protein of 277 amino acids. Gene Ontology annotation, cellular component: proteasome core complex.